Effrenium voratum is the source of this 1254-nucleotide messenger RNA. The record is from the annotation of a GenBank genome assembly. Lineage: Eukaryota; Dinophyceae; Suessiales; Symbiodiniaceae.
GAGGACAUGCCAAGCCGACCAGCGGCGGAAGUUCAGGCUGUGCUGCGGCAGGAGGGUCUAGACCAGCUUUGCGAUAGCUUGGGCCCGGCGCUGAACGCGGGCACCGUGGCGCAGGUGCACUCGCUGAGCCUCCAUGGCCUUGAGCUGGUGCUCAAGGUCACCUUCCCCGAGGCGCGGCGGCGCUUUGACACCGACUUCCGGCUCUUCGGCCAUGCCCGGCAGAUCCUGGGGGCCCUGAAGCUGAACGACGAGAAGGCCAACAUCGUCGCCGCCAUGUUUGACGCUGUGGGCAAGAGCGAGCAAAGCGUCCUCGCCGAGUUUGACCUGCGCGAAGAGGCGAACGCCAUGCAGAUCGCUGAUGGCCUGUUGCCGAUGUGGCCCGCUGUCUACGCCCAGUGGAAGCAGUGCCUGUCUGCGGGCCUCUCCCACGGGCUGCCGCACGUCGCCGCGGCGGCGCUACAAGGCGCGGAGGCGGCCUCGGCGGCGUGGCGCAUGGCGGUUCCGGCGCCGGUGGAGAGCCUGGUGACGCCUGGCGCGAUGGUGAUGACGCGGGCCGGCGGGGAGUCCUUGCAGCAGCUCAUGGCCACCAAGCCGAAGGAUGGCGCCAUGGUCUUCCUGGGCCUGGUGGUGCCCUUCAUGGGCUGGCUGCUGCUGACCCAGAGCUCCUCGCGCCGCGGCGCGGGAGACGCGGAUUGCACUUGGCGCAUGUGGACCCCCACCUGGGCAACUUCCGCUGGGAGGACGGCACCCUCUGGGUCCUGGACUGGGGCGCCUCUUUGCGCCGCUUCAGCCCCCAGAAGCGCCGUGCGUUGCAGCUCCUCGUACGGCACUUGGCCACCGGCGGCCCUGACGCGUGCGUGGCGCAGGCGGCCGAAGCCUUCGGGGUUGCCGGGGAUUCCCCCGCGCAGGUGGCGCAAGUGAUCCGAGGGCUCUUCAAUGCCAGCAGCAACCACGCGGCCCAAGACUCCCUGCAGGAGGCGGCCUCGCAGGACCUGCUGAGACACAUCGACCAGGAGGUGGUGCCGGUGGUUCGCUGCCUCGCCAUCUUGGGCGGGAUCCUGAAGAUGAUGCAGCAGCAAAUCCGCGAGGAGCAUCACCACGACAUCCCGUUGUCCUUGGCUUUCUUGUGGGCUCCCUUCGCGGAGUCUUGAGCGUAGCCAGGCACUGUCCUGACCUCUGCAGCGAAGCUUCGUGCGAAUUCAGGCUGCGCACUGUACGGGCAGCUCGCCGGUUUCACUGUUUCGUCAGCUCUCC